UGCUGGGGAUAGGGCAGAUGGAGAGCCAAUCAGCAGACGCGCAGUGCUCUUUUAGCGCGACAUGACUCGAUAGUGAGCAAACUGUCUUGAACAAACAACCAAAACUUCACGGCUCGCGCAGCGCACGUCGCCAAACGCACAGUUACCUGCGCAAAAAUCUCGUCCAACGACCUCAUCACUCUAAUUAAACGAAGACUGAGGCUGUCACCCAUCCCGCUUCCUUCAUAGCAUCUAAAGGAGAGCGGCUUGGAUACAGCGCACUGACCAGACGUCAUGUCAAUGUUGCCUUCUUUCGGGUUCACCCAGGAGCAGGUAGCGUGCGUGUGCGAGGUGCUGCAACAAGGAGGAAACCUUGAGCGUCUCGGCCGAUUUCUGUGGUCGCUUCCGGCCUGCGACCAUCUCCACAAGAACGAAAGCGUCCUUAAAGCCAAGUCUGUGGUCGCGUUUCAUCGUGGAAACUUUAGGGAACUUUAUAAGAUACUGGAGAGUCACCAGUUCUCCCCGCACAACCAUCCGAAACUGCAGCAGCUGUGGCUCAAGGCCCAUUACAUCGAGGCUGAGAAGCUAAGGGGGCGACCGCUGGGAGCGGUGGGCAAAUACAGGGUGCGGAGGAAAUUUCCUCUGCCGCGCACGAUAUGGGACGGCGAGGAGACCAGCUACUGUUUUAAGGAAAAAUCCCGUGGCGUGUUACGCGAAUGGUACACUCACAAUCCCUAUCCAUCUCCCAGGGAAAAGAGGGAGCUGGCCGAGGCCACUGGGCUUACCACCACACAAGUGAGCAACUGGUUUAAAAACAGAAGGCAAAGAGAUCGCGCAGCCGAGGCGAAAGAAAGAGAAAACACCGAAAACAACAACACGGGCGCUAACAAACAGAACCAGCUGUCACCGUUGGACGGCGGGAAGUCCCUGAUGUCAAGCUCGGAGGACGAAUUCUCGCCCCCGCAGAGUCCAGACCAGAACUCCGUGCUUCUGCUCCAGAGUAAUAUGAGCCACCCCGGCGCGUCUGCGUACCCCAUGACCGGCCUCGGCGCCGCGCAGUCGGUACACGGCAUGCAAGGACACCCACAUCAGCUCCAAGAUUCAUUACUGGGACCUUUAACUUCAAGCCUGGUGGACCUCGGUUCUUAAGCGAUUAAGACUGGGUUUUUAUUUAUUUUGUUUAUUUUAUACCGAAUAGACUGAGAUCUGCCACUUUUACUGUAUAUAUGAAAAAAAAUGAACAGUAUAAAUCUAAGAAAAUCCCUUAGUUCUUCUCUGGUUUGCAGAGGAAUACUCAGUGAAAUGCUUUACCACGGUGGGCUAUUACGGACUGACAUUUGCCAAGUCGUUAAACUGGUCAGAAGACAAACCAAAAGCAGUUAAUAAAACGAUUCAUUUCUUUAAAUUCAUGAGACCUUCUUCAAGCAUUUCAUCAUGCAAUGUACUGUUUUGCACCAAUAAAAUCCGUCGAGACUAUACACAGUGGAAAUUAAACUUUAA
This is a messenger RNA of Paramisgurnus dabryanus, 1479 nucleotides long. RefSeq names its product SIX homeobox 1b (gene six1b). Gene Ontology annotation, biological process: skeletal muscle fiber development; regulation of skeletal muscle cell proliferation; regulation of transcription by RNA polymerase II. The record is from RefSeq and is a predicted model, not a curated record. Gene Ontology annotation, cellular component: nucleus; transcription regulator complex. Gene Ontology annotation, molecular function: RNA polymerase II cis-regulatory region sequence-specific DNA binding; DNA-binding transcription factor activity, RNA polymerase II-specific. NCBI's taxonomy places the organism in Eukaryota, Metazoa, Chordata, Actinopteri, Cypriniformes, Cobitidae.